UUAAAUGGGCCCAAGCAUAGUUAUCUUAAACCAGCCGGCCAGCCAUACUGCUACCUCCUCCUGUCCGCAACAGAAACAAACGGCGGCGCCAAUCGUUGAGCAUGGCGGUGCAAUCGCUACUAUAAAUUUCCAGAACAUACAAGAACAAAGAGAAGAAAAACAUGACGAUGGAAUGAGUUGCAGAUAAUUGACUGAAACAAUGUUUUCCGGCACACGAGGUCCAACUUCGUAAGAGCGGCGCCUUGCGGCAGAUUCUUUUGCAUGAAUUCGUUGCCAAGCCGGAAAUUAGGGUUUUUCCUGUUUGAUUCAAAAUUUGAUUAGCAAGUGGACCAUGACGAGCGCUUCAAAUUCUUCCAAAGGGAAAAAGCGCCAAAGAGAGGAAGGCACUGAACCUGAAACUGGCGAUGUUGUCGAUCAUAAGGUUUCGCUUGGGGAUAGUCUUACUUUUAGCGAUACUUUGGUCGCGCUUCGGAUAAUGCGAGCUCAAUUCCCUUCCAUCGAAAAGGUUUCAAUUCAGCCGUUCAUUUUACAGUCACAAUUGUACAGCAGUGUAAAGGAUAGAACGCAAGUGGAUCGAGAACUAGAGUCUCUAAGGAGGGAGAAGGUACUGCGCAUUUUCAAAUUAAACACUGGACAAGAUGACCACGCUAUAAUGUUUUUGGAGGACUAUCUCAUCCAGAUAGACGGUGUCAUGAAAAGAAUGGAAGGGAAGAUGCAAAGUGAUAUUAAAGUCUUUAAGUGGUUA
This is a messenger RNA of Carica papaya (papaya), 745 nucleotides long. The record is from RefSeq and is a predicted model, not a curated record. Lineage: Eukaryota; Viridiplantae; Streptophyta; Magnoliopsida; Brassicales; Caricaceae.